GAUCCACGUGUUGUACGUCGCGGGUCACUUUUCAACUCGCCAUGUUGUUCGCGUGGGCCGCGUUGGUGGCGGCACUGGUGCACCCCGUGGUCGGCUACGUCGCCGAGCACAAAAUCACGUCGCUGCCGCGGUACAACGACCCCAAGCCCAUCAACUUUGACCAGUAUGCGGGCCAUCUCGUGCUGCCGUCGACUGGGCAGCGCAUGUUCUACUGGCUGGUCGAGGCCGAACACAACCCCGAGACCGCGCCGCUCGCGCUCUGGCUCAACGGAGGCCCUGGCUGCUCGUCGUUGAUCGGAUUCUUCACCGAGAACGGUCCGUUCGUCGUCGCGUCCGACCUGUCCGUGAAGCGCAACCCGUACGCGUGGAACCGGCACAUGAACAUGGUGUACUUGGACUCGCCGGCCGGCGUCGGCUUUAGCAAGCCGCUCCUGAACGCGACCGACUACAACAACGACGUCACCACGGCGCGCAUCUUUGAGUUCCUCGGCGUCUUUGUGGACGAGUUUCCCGUGUACAAGCACCGGCCGUUGUUCGUCACGGGCGAGAGCUACAACGGCAUGUACAUUCCGUUUUUGGUCCACGACAUGGUCGACAAGCCCAAGCCGACGAUCAACUUGGUCGGGUUCGCCAUCGGGAACGCAUACACGGACACCCACAUCGACGGCAAGAGCUACUACGACUGGAUCUACUCACACGCGCUCAUCUCGCACGCAACGUACAUGGCGCUCCGGACGCACUGCCAGGACGACGUCAGCGAGUGCGCGGACGGGACCAAGCAGUGCUCGGCCGAAUGCGUCGCCGCGCUCGACGACUCGCGCAUCUCGUCCGACAUUGGCGACUUGAACGAGUACUUUAUCUACGGCGACGUGUGCUUGCUCAAGACGCGCCAAGCGCAGUCGUUUACGUACCACCGCAUUCGACCGAACGUGCGCGGGAAUGUCGGGCCGUGCGCCGACGUGUUUACGCAAGAGUACUUGCGACUGCCCGAGGUCCAGGCAGCCGUCCACGUUGCGGAUGGAUUCGUGCCGUGGGUUGAAUGCAACGACGCGGUGUCGGAUGUGUAUCACGGAUCGGCGUCCGCGCUCGACAAGUACCCUCGCAUCCUCUCGGCGGGAUUACAGAUCCUCAUCUACAGCGGCGACGCCGACUCGAACACCAACUUUAUCGGGUCCGAGCGAUGGAUCACGACGGAAGGGCUCGAGCUGCCCGUCGUGUCCAAGUGGAAGGCCUGGUUUGGCCCAGACCGCCAGUUGGCCGGGUACACGCAGGGGUACAAAGGCCUCAACUACUCGACCGUCAAGGGCGCCGGCCACAUGGUCCCCGCGACGCGCCCGCUGCACAGCCUGUACUUGAUCGAGUGCUUCAUCUAUGGCCAGCACGCGUGCGACCGCUUCACGUACCCCACCGACAACUUGGAGUACGUGAGCGGGAUGGUGUCGAGCCCGGUCAACGACAAACCGGCCAUCUCGACACUCGAAUGGGUCGCGCUCGUCCUGCCGCUCGCCGUCGCCGUGCUGUUUGUGACGUGGUAUGCAUGGUGGAAGCACGUGUUGGUGCUUGGCUCGUCCACCCGCGUAAAAACCAACGGUAGUAGCGUUAAUUAAUGCGAUCGCGUCCGCUCCAUCGUCGCCAUCAUCGCAUACGAUCGAGGUCGUUCCUCACCGGCGGCGCCAUCCCGCGAUGCCGUCGACCGACCGUCCUCGUCGUCCGCUUACAAUUUCGCAUACGCAGUCGUUCGGUCCAAGUGCUUUUUUGCCAUGACAGCGAUCGCCAUCGCGGCAAAUACAGCGAUCAUCCCGUACAGACUCAGGUCGUGCACAACGUCAUGGCCGGUCGCGUCGGUCGUGC
Aphanomyces invadans is the source of this 1851-nucleotide messenger RNA. RefSeq lists its product as hypothetical. Bases 42 to 1607 code for a protein of 521 amino acids. The transcript has a single exon. Gene Ontology annotation, biological process: proteolysis. Lineage: Eukaryota; Oomycota; Saprolegniomycetes; Saprolegniales; Verrucalvaceae. Gene Ontology annotation, molecular function: serine-type carboxypeptidase activity. The record is from RefSeq and is a predicted model, not a curated record.